UAUGUACCAAGGGCGUUACGGACCUUAUAAUGCCCUGAGGGCCGAACUAGCCCGAGGGCCUUUGGCCCGAGGGAUAGGUUUCGGCCUGAUGGGCAUUAUUAUCUCCGUAACGCCUGUGGUGCAUACAAUGCUUUAUGUUUCACCUAAUAGCCUUACCAUUUAAAAAAAAGUAUAUUUGUACCGGUUUGACGUAAUUUGUUAAUUUCUGAUUUUAAUCUGACGUGACUUUGACUCCUGUCAAUGAGCAGUAAUUUAUUGCAUAAAAUGGAAGAAAUUCCAGAAAAUAUUAUAAAAAACGCUGCAAAAGCUACGGAAGAUUUGUUGCCGAUAAAGUCAAGGGAAUAUUAUGAUAGAGAGUAUGGCAUAUUUAUUAUUUGGAAGGAUAAAAAUGCCAUUGCCAUCAUUAAUGAGACUAUUUAAAGUACCUCUUCAAAAAACAAGGUUGCUGAAAUGAUUGCGAGUUCAGUAUCUUCACGGGAACAUGUAGCAGGGAAUUCUUCAAUAGAAUAUCAUUAACAUCAGGAACUAAGGGAAGAAUGUUCGUUAUCAAACAUGUGCGAGACACAGAAGAAGAUCACUCCUAGAAGCUCGGACCAUUCUGUUGUCGGUUCAGCUUAAUUUUCAGGGACGUUUGAAAAUUGUAAUUUUUAUUUUGGAGAUAAAGUUUAGUUCACGGGUA
Molecule: messenger RNA, 679 nt
Organism: Dendroctonus ponderosae (mountain pine beetle)
Lineage: Eukaryota; Metazoa; Arthropoda; Insecta; Coleoptera; Curculionidae
Biological process (GO): DNA recombination; DNA integration
Molecular function (GO): DNA binding
Source: RefSeq, a predicted model, not a curated record